Molecule: messenger RNA, 1173 nt
Organism: Lathyrus sativus (Indian pea)
Lineage: Eukaryota; Viridiplantae; Streptophyta; Magnoliopsida; Fabales; Fabaceae
Source: the annotation of a GenBank genome assembly
AUGGAGGAUGAGAUUCAAGCAUGCAAGUUUCCGAGACUCGGAAAUGUUGUAAACAACUUAAACAAUUCUAGCAUCAAGAAUUUAGGUUCUGGUAGAAGGAAGAAUGUUGGAGGAGUUACUGGGAGUGAUUUUCAGAGAAGCUGGCAGGAGCGGCAGCAGGAGGAAGAAAACUCUUCGAGAAUCGUUAGAGUGUCGAGAGGUUCGGGUGGAAAAGAUAGACACAGCAAAGUGAUGACUUCGAAGGGUUUACGAGAUAGAAGAGUUAGGCUUUCGGUUACAACGGCUAUUCAGUUUUAUGAUCUUCAAGAUAGACUUGGUUAUGAUCAACCGAGUAAAGCGGUUGAUUGGUUAAUCAAGGCUGCUUCGGAUUCUAUCUCGGAGUUGCCUUCUCUCAACCACGUGUUCGCUCAAAUUGAUGCGAAGAGUGAUGAGAAGAGGCAACAAGAGUUUGAGUUUGAUGAUGAAAGACUGAACAAGAAUCUUUGUUUGUCUAAGUCUGCUUGUAGCAGCACUUCUGAGACAAGUAAAGAAAAUGAGUCUAGCAUUGCACAACAACAACAUCAACAACAUCAACAACCUCAGCAUCAACAUCAUCAGAACAUGUCUCAAACAGCUUCUUUUACUGAGUUACUCACCGGCGGAAUCGGUAGUAGUAACAACGGAUCGAUUCAUGAUAAUCAGAUUCAUCACGGUGGUUUCUCAGGACAUUCACCAUUCAGUAGCGAAAAUGAAAACCAGUCAGAUAUGAUUCAGCUGCAGCAUUUUCCAUUCAUGUCCGAACAACAACAUCUUAUGCAACCUUCCGUGGUUAAUUCAUCUUCAUCGUCAUCUUCUCAUCAUCAACAUCAAACUGGAAGUCAUGACAAUUACAAUCUCAACUUCACAAUAUCUUCUUCGGGCCUUGUUGGUUACAAUAGGGGGACCCUUCAGUCCAAUUCACUUCUGCCUCAUUUCCAGAGGUUCUCAGCCAUGGAUCAUGGAUCAUCAUCAACAACAUCAUCAUCCAAUAAUCUACCUAGUUUCUUCACAGGACCUCCUGUUCCUCCUCCUCCAACCAUGGAUCAACAACUUCAUUUCUCACCUCUUUUCGACGCGCGUUUGCAACUUUUCUACGGCAAUGGAACUGGAAGCCAGCAUUCAGAUCAGAAGAACAACAAAUGCAAUAAGAAUUGA